Suillus plorans is the source of this 1558-nucleotide messenger RNA. RefSeq names its product isoprenoid synthase domain-containing protein. The transcript is spliced from 3 exons. NCBI's taxonomy places the organism in Eukaryota, Fungi, Basidiomycota, Agaricomycetes, Boletales, Suillaceae. The record is from RefSeq and is a predicted model, not a curated record. The coding region runs from base 127 to 1173 and encodes 348 amino acids.
CAUACUACCCCGCUAGCAAGAUCAUAGUAUAAAGGGUGGCAUAUUUCUGAGCCUUUGUCUCAUAACUUGGUUCUCUGAUCUCUCCAUUCACUCAUCGACAUUCACGACACAAAUCCAACAACCUCCAUGGCUUCUACUGCAACUUGCACCGUCACUUGUUCUGACUCCCAGCCCACAGAGUUCAUUUUACCUGACUUCUUCAGCGAUUGCCGCUACCCCAUGCGACUAAACCCUCACUGUGAUCCGGUAUCUCGCGCUACUGACCAAUGGCUUUGUAGCGAAGCCCGUCUAGUAGAGCCUGAUGUUACUAAAUAUACUACGAUAUUGCGCCCAGGUUACUUCGCUUCAUCUUGUUACCCUGAUGCGGAUGCUUUCCAUAUCAAAGUCUGCGCGGACUUCCAUGGCUGGUCAUGGAAAUUGGAUGACUGGCUCGAGAUCGAAAGGUCCGACGUCAAUGAUGCAUGGGGAGUACGCGACUGCUGUAUGUCUGCGUUCCGUGAUCCCGUCAACUUCCAGACGGAAAGAUAUAGUGCAAAGUUGUGCAAAUCAUUCUUCAGUCGCUUUAAGGAGACUGCCGGCCCUGGCUGCACAGAGCGCUUUAUCCAUACAAUGGACUUGUGGUUUAUCGCUGCGGCCAAGGAGGUGGAGAACCGCACCAAGGGACAUAUCAAUGGUGUUGAAUCUUACAUCGAAUUGAGGCGCGACUUGAGCAGCUGCAAGGCUUGCUUUGCCGUUGUCGAAUUCGUCUGUCAGAUUGAUCUUCCCGAAGAAGUAGUCUCGCAUCCAGUCAUCAUGGCGCUGGAGGAGGCCACCAAUGACUUCGUUUCUUGGUCAAAUGAUAUUUAUUCCUAUAACAUGGAGCAAUCUUACCAUAGCACACAUAAUUUAGUUGCUGUGCUCAUGGUCAAACAAGGUCUCGACCUGCAAGGCGCUGUUGACCACUGCGCUCAGCUAUGCAAUAUCUCCCUACAACGGUUCGAAGAAAAUCGUGCUGUCCUCCCCUCGUGGGGAAAAGAAGUCGACAAGGAUGUGGCUAAGUACGUCGAAGGACUGCAGAACUGGAUUGUCGGUCCGCUACAGUGGUCCUUCGAGUGCGCCCGCUAUUUCGGGAAGGAUGCGCAUAUCGUCAAGCAGAACAGAAUUGUCAAGCUGCUUCCGAAGCGACCAUUGUGAAAUCUACAGCUAUUGCUGUAUGUAAGACCGUUUCACUUUUUGCCUGCGAUGCACGGUUCUCAUUGCGAUGACUACUACCAUUAUAGAAAGUUACUUGUCUAUGUCUUGCUUUGUGUGAAGCUGCUUUUUUCCCGCGGAACGCGCAUCAUGCUUCUCCUUUUUUCCUACUCGAAACGUUUUUGAUUUCUGCUGUUGUGUAUAUAAUAGUACUAGUCUGCCUAGUCAAACCAGAAUGGAAGGAAGAGUCUUGCUUUCUAGAUAGAAUUGUACACUCACGAGUAUGUACAUAUGUACCAAUUUUGUACAAGUCAUGGAAACAGUAUAGUACCGUCACUCAUUUUAGGUGAAUGUAGUAGUCUAGGCUGAACAAUUUUUGUGAUGAUGC